This is a messenger RNA of Strongylocentrotus purpuratus (purple sea urchin), 1734 nucleotides long. Its product is annotated as toll-like receptor 13. The record is from RefSeq and is a predicted model, not a curated record. Lineage: Eukaryota; Metazoa; Echinodermata; Echinoidea; Camarodonta; Strongylocentrotidae. Gene Ontology annotation, biological process: signal transduction. The transcript is spliced from 2 exons. Bases 1 to 1734 code for a protein of 577 amino acids.
AUGACAUCCUUAAGACUGGACAUUGACAAAUCUUUCCAUGGAUGCGAUCAGAACCUUGAACUGAAAAAAGCUUCUUGCCGCAAUAAAGACCUGGACACGGUUCCUCAGAAUCUUUCUGAGGAUACGGAGGUGCUUGACUUGUCUCAGAACAAUAUCACCAAACUCUUGAACUCAUCGUUUGAAGUAUACCCUCUAAUCUACUUCUUGGACAUUUCUUCUAACGAUGUAAGAGCGAUAGAAUCCGCCGCUUUUUACCCCUUCAAGGGCUUAAAGGACCUGCUUCUAGCCUUUAACCCGCGUCUUGUGCUUCCAGCAACAGGCGUCUUUAUGAUGUCUACACAGCUUUCCAUUCUCGAUUUAACGUCAUCAAACUUGAAGUCGCUCCCCAAUGACACUCUAAAUUGGAGUCCACACCUGGAUACUGCAUAUCUGUGGUUCAACCAGCUCUCCUUCAUCAAUGUAAGUUCUUGUGGCAUGGCCGACACUGUAGACAUGACUGGUAAUCGACUACAACACCUUACGGCGAGGGAUUUCACCUUUGUGUGCCACACUGAUACUCUAGAUCUUUCAGAAAACCCUAUCCAAUCAGUAGACCCUCAUGUGAUCGCAUCACUACAUGUUCGCUCCUUGGUGCUAGGUGGCUACCCUUUGAGUUACGAGGUGUUGGCGAACAUCAUCCUCGGAAUCUCAAAAUCAAACAUCGGAAAGCUUACAAUCUCGAAAGGCUCCGUUGGAGCGUUUCCUGAUGGUUUCUUUGAUCUUCUGCGCGAUUCUUCUCUCUCUGUUCUGAGCUUCAUCUACAACGACCUGAAUAGUUUCCAUCCUUUAGUCUUCUCAAAUUUGACAAAACUCAAACAAUUCACUCUUAGUUAUAACAAUCUCCCAAUAGACGAAAUUCAACCAGACUUUUUCGAGGGCAUGAAGGCAUUAAAGGUACUGAGAAUCGACGACAACAAAUGGCUUAUUGAUUGGUUAAAUGAACCUAUACGCCUGAAAAACAAGGACGAAACUAUCGAAGAGACUCCAGCAUCUCUGGAGUCUCUUCGUAAGAAACCCCUGCUUGAUUUUGAACCAAAUGAACUCUGUAUAAUAAACAAUGGUCUAUUCUCUCUGAUUCCCCUCGUCUCCAUUAGCUUGGUUGUAAUCAGCGUACUGUUGUAUCACUACCGAUGGCAGUUGAGGUACAAACUCUAUCUCUUGAAACUGGCCGUUUUGGGAUUUAAAGAGAUGCGAGACGCUCGAGACCACAAUGACUACGAGUUUGACGUGAACAUCAUUUUCUACGACGAUGACGAAGAUAACGAAGAAUGGAUUCGCGAACAGCUUCGACCGGCUCUCGAAGAACGGCUUCCACAGUUUCAGAGGAACGUCUUUGGUGACCAAGACCUUGUGGUGGGUAUGCAUUACUUAGAUUCCGUCGAUUACGUGGUGAGCCAUAGUUACAAGACCAUCAUAGUGCUUAGCAGAGCUGCUGUGCACGACCACUGGUUCAUACUCAAGUUCCGUACGGCCAUGGACCACGUGAGUGACACUUUGACUGAAUUCGUAGUUGUGGUUUUCCUCGAAAACAUCCCAGAUGAUGAAAUGCCAUUCUUGGCGAGGUUGUAUCUCAGUGAUGGCAGACCCUAUAUCCACUGGACUGAGGACGUGAGAGGGCAAGAUUAUUUCUGGGAUGAAUUGACCAAAAAUCUGACCAUUAAUCUAAGAACGAAUGACUUGAUCCCAAACGAGUAG